This is a messenger RNA of Tripterygium wilfordii, 522 nucleotides long. RefSeq lists its product as uncharacterized. The record is from RefSeq and is a predicted model, not a curated record. Bases 1 to 522 code for a protein of 173 amino acids. The transcript is spliced from 2 exons. Lineage: Eukaryota; Viridiplantae; Streptophyta; Magnoliopsida; Celastrales; Celastraceae. Gene Ontology annotation, molecular function: RNA-DNA hybrid ribonuclease activity; nucleic acid binding.
AUGCAUUCGGUCUUGGUUGUUCCAUAUGAUGAGGAUUUUGUCUAUGGAGGCCAUGGAAAGCUUCUUUCUGAUGACACCCGCAUCCCCUCAGACUUCAUUGUGAUGGCUUCUGCAAAGAUGACUUCUGAUUACAAAGUUGCAAGGGUUUUGAAUACUAUUGACAUGACCCGGUUCAUCGCAACUGCUAAAUGGCAGCCUCCCGCUUGUGGGCGACUAAAAGUUAACGUAGAUGGAUCAUGGAGGCUAGGGGAGGAGUUUGGUGAAGUUGAUGCAAUCAUUAGAGACCAUAGUGGCCAAGUUAAAGUGGCUGGCAUGAUGCGGGUUUCCUCUGUAGGAGGUCUUUCUCUAGUGGAACUUGUUGGUUUCAGCUUUGGCAUUAGGAUCGCACAUGGAGCUGGUCUCUAUAGAUUUAUUUUGGAAGGAGAUGCCCUUGCGAUAGUCCAAGACAAUAUCAGGAUCAGAGUCUCCCUUUCAUCCUAUGAUUUUAUUUUAGAUGAUAUUUGGGCUCAAAUGGCCAACUAG